AUGGCCACUCCCUGGACACCUAACCAAUAUCCAAAGGCUCGUCGGUCUGACCACGUCGACAUCUACAAGAGCGAAAAACAAGGCGAAGUUCGCGUUUCUGAUCCAUACCAAUGGCUUGAAGAACAAUCCGAGGAGACUGAUCAGUGGACCACGGCGCAAGAUCAAUUCACCAGAAUUUACUUAAAUAAAAAUCCUGCUCGAACUAAACUAGAGCAGGAGAUCAGGGCAAAUACCGACUAUGCCAAGUUUUCAGCGCCGUCGCUCAAGUAUGAUGAUCGUUGGUACUGGUACUACAACAGCGGUCUCCAGCCUCAGUCAGUGGUUUACCGUUCUAAGGACUCCAAUCUCCCCACCGAGUCGGGGGAGAAGGGGCCAGGGGGAGAAGUUUACUUUGAUCCCAAUUUGUUGUCCACUGACGGCACUGCGGCACUCUCUGUAACGGCAUUCUCUCGCUCUGGCGAAUACUUCGCAUAUGGCAUCUCAUUGUCGGGAAGCGAUUUUUAUACAGUUUAUGUGCGCCGUACAAGCGAGCCUUUCGCCGCGAUUGAUGGGCAGCCUGACGAUCACCAUGCCAAAAGGCUCCCGGAAGAGAUCCGCUUCGUCAAAUUUUCGUCCAUUACUUGGACUCACGAUUCCAAAGGGUUUUUUUACCAGCGAUUUCCAAGCAGAGUGUCUCAUGGUCUUGCAACGGAGGACAAAGCCGGCACGGAAACCACAGACGAUAAGGAUGCUAUGCUUUAUUACCACAAGAUCGGAACUCCACAAUCACAAGAUAUCCUGGUCAUGAAAGAUGCCGAACACCCCGAAUGGAUGUGGGGUGCUUCGGUAUCGGAGGUAGAUGGGAGAUAUUUGUUUCUUGACAUCGUCCAGGACACUGGAAAGAAAAACCUGCUCUGGGUGGCCGAUUUGCAAGAAAAUGAAAUUGGCCAAAACAUGAAAUGGGACAAGAUUGUGAACGAGUUCGAAUCGGAAUACACGGUCAUUGCGAAUGACGGGACUAAAUUAUACCUACGGACAAACGAGAACGCGCCUCAAUACCAAGUUAUCACAAUUGACCUUGCGGACCCAUCACGGCAGCACAAGGUCCUCAUACCUGAAGUUAAAGAUGCAUACUUGGACGACAUAACUGCUGUGGGAGGUGAUAAAUUGGCUGUCGUGUACAAGCGCAAUGUCAUAGAUGAAAUAUAUCUCUACUCGAUGGAUGGCAAACAGCUUACCCGACUUGCUCCGGAUUUUGUUGGUGCCACAGAAGUCGCCGGCCACCGAGCACAGUCACACUUCUUCGUUUUGCUGACUGGGUUUACCAAUCCUGGGAUUGUGGCACGAUACAAUUUCGAUGAACCCAGUGAAGAGAAGCGUUGGAGCAUAUACCGUUCAACGCUAAUGAAGGGGUUGGUGCCGGAUGAGUUCAGCGCUGAGCAAGUCUGGUAUGAGAGCAAGGAUGGCACGAAGGUGCCGAUGUUCAUCGUGAAGCACAAGUCGACAAAGUCCGAUGGAACUGCACCUGCCAUUCAAUACGGUUAUGGCGGAUUCAGUAUAUCAAUAAACCCCUUCUUCAGUCCCACGAUCCUAACUUUCAUGAAGAGGUAUGGUGCUGUCUUUGCUUUGCCUAACAUUCGCGGAGGAGGCGAGUUUGGUGAGGAAUGGCAUCUUGCUGGCACCAAAGAACGGAAGAUCAAUGUCUUCGAUGACUUCAUUGCUGCUACGGAGUAUCUUGUUAAAAACAAGAUUGCUGCUCCCGGUAAGGUCGCCAUUAACGGUGGAUCCAAUGGAGGAUUACUCGUCGCCGCUUGCGUGAACAUCGCCCCAGAGGGCACAUUCGGGGCUGGCGUGGCCGAAGUUGGCGUCCUUGACCUUCUGAAGGUGCGAGUCAUUUUUCUGGCAACAUCUAUCCCUGCUCAAUAUAAAUCAUGCAAAGCGUGGACGUCUGAUUAUGGAAAUCCGCACGACCCACACGACUUUGACUUCAUCUAUCCGAUUUCGCCCCUGCAUACUGUCCCAACGGACAAGAUUCUACCUCCAUUGUUGCUCAUGACUGCCGAUCAUGAUGAUCGAGUUGUUCCGCUUCACUCGUUCAAGCAUGCUGCGACGUUGCAACACACACUCGCCCAUAACCCCCACCCCCUCCUUAUUCGCAUCGACAAAAAAGCAGGACACGGCGCAGGUAAGGCUACUGAGAAGAGGAUCCAAGAUGCGGCCGACAAGUGGGGUUUUGUUGCGCAGUCUCUUGGGCUAAAGUGGCAGGAUGACCAGUGAUCGCACUGGCGACGUGAUAUCCAUACACUGUAUUGAGAAUGUCAUUUAACUUUACGUAGUGUUAUCCAGCUCUUAG
This is a messenger RNA of Suillus paluster, 2332 nucleotides long. RefSeq names its product prolyl oligopeptidase. NCBI's taxonomy places the organism in Eukaryota, Fungi, Basidiomycota, Agaricomycetes, Boletales, Suillaceae. Gene Ontology annotation, molecular function: oligopeptidase activity; serine-type endopeptidase activity. The coding region runs from base 1 to 2256 and encodes 751 amino acids. The record is from RefSeq and is a predicted model, not a curated record. Gene Ontology annotation, biological process: proteolysis. The transcript has 17 exons. Gene Ontology annotation, cellular component: cytosol.